Cylas formicarius (sweet potato weevil) is the source of this 8861-nucleotide messenger RNA. Its product is annotated as ankyrin repeat and IBR domain-containing protein 1-like. The transcript has 22 exons. Lineage: Eukaryota; Metazoa; Arthropoda; Insecta; Coleoptera; Brentidae. Gene Ontology annotation, molecular function: ubiquitin conjugating enzyme binding; ubiquitin protein ligase activity; zinc ion binding. Gene Ontology annotation, biological process: protein polyubiquitination; positive regulation of proteasomal ubiquitin-dependent protein catabolic process; ubiquitin-dependent protein catabolic process. The record is from RefSeq and is a predicted model, not a curated record. Bases 209 to 4390 code for a protein of 1393 amino acids. Gene Ontology annotation, cellular component: cytoplasm; ubiquitin ligase complex.
UUUUAGUUCUGAACAAGUCAGCUUAAAAAUGUCAUUUUCGUGUCUCGAAUGGUCCCAAUUAAUUUGUGAAAAUGUUAGAUAACAAAGUGAUCUUUGAGCGGAGGGGAGAGCGUAUGUUCGUCAGAACGACGUCCGGCUCUUGACAAGACAAACAUAUCCAUUUUUAUGCUGUUUGUAUGUGCCACUACUGAGGCUCGACUGUAGAAAAAUGGGAAGUACGUCGUCCAAGUUCAAGAAGUAUCUUCAACAUGGCGACGAAUUUGCCGCUAUGCAGAUCUAUCAGAAUUCUCCCGAGCUGCGGAAGAACCUCGAUCCAAAUCUGAGUUACGGGGAGAACCACAACCACAAUACCGCACUACAUUACGCUGCAAAACAUGGUAUGAAGCAUUUACUUCGAACGUUUUUGAACGAUUUAGGAGGCAACCCAAACAAAAAGAACGGUUUGAAUGAAACAGUGUUACACGCGGCAUGUCAGAUGAAUCAGACGAAGAGCUUCAGUGCUCAAGAACGCCGAGCAGCCUGCGUGCAAUUGCUUCUAUUUUGGAAAGGGCCUGCUCUCAGCAGUGGAGGCAGGGAAAAGGUCGAUCUCUCAGCGCAAGACAAAGAGGGCAACACCGCCCUACAUAGAGCAGCUCAGUCGGGUCUCAAAAAGUGCGUUGAACUGCUUCUCGUUCAUGGUUCUCCAUUGUUUCUGGAAAACAGCGAUAAACUUACACCAUGCGAUCUAGCUAUGAAAGCUUCCCACCACGAUAUUGCAAGACUGCUGGAAAGCAGGAUGGUAUUCGCCGAUAGCGCAGAUACUGUAAACGAAGGCGAGAUCAUAAACGAACAGGAAGAAGUCUACAGCGGUUUAAGAAGCCAAGAUCUGCAGGAAGCUAAAGAUCAACUCUUAGUGGAUACUUCCGACAUGCUGAAAAUACCGUUAUUCACUGCCGAAGCUUUGUUACGGGAUAACGAAUGGUCGCGAGAACUCCUGCUGGAAAAAUGGAUGCGCGAUCCCGUAGAAUGCUGCCAUCUUGCAGGGGUGCAAGCUCCCGCUUCGGUGCUCUCCCACGGAGGUUCAAUAGAAUCGAGUAUAUCAACCGAAACAUCGGACGAACAGGAAGUGACGUGUGAAAUAUGCUUGAUGGCAAUUCCUCGUGAAUGGGAUCAGCCAGUAAAAAUAUCGUGCAGGCAUUUGUUUUGCAAGACAUGUUGGCAGAGUUAUCUCACCACCAAGAUUCAAGACGGAGAUGCCCACCACAUUCUAUGUCCUGCUUACCAAUGCCACAUAUUAGUUCCCGUUGAGUUCAUAGAAAAAUUGGUGAGUCCUGAGAUGGCCAGGAGGUAUCUGCAGUUCGAUAUAAAGGCGUUUGUUGAGAGUAAUAAGAGUAUAAAAUGGUGUCCUAUACCGGGUUGCGGAAGAGCUGUAAGAUUGCCAGAGGCAGAACAGACAUCUGGUAAGACCAAUGCUAAAGCGAGUCUGGUAACUUCGCAUGCGGUGGAUUGCGGCAAUGCGCAUUUCUUCUGCUGGGAAUGUUUGGGCGAGGCCCACGCCCCUUGCGGCUGCAAACAGUGGCAGGAAUGGCAUAAGAAAAUCGCCGAAGUGAAGCCUGAAGAACUGAAAUCGGCCUGUAGCGGUACGGAAGAGGCUGCGAACUGUUUAUGGUUGGUGACUAAUUCGAAGCCUUGUCCUAACUGCAAGAGUCCGAUACAAAAGAACGAAGGCUGUAACCACAUGAAAUGCUCGAAGUGCAAAUUUGACUUUUGCUGGGUAUGUCAAGAAUCCUGGAAGAGGCACAGCUCAGCAACUGGAGGAUAUUUUAGGUGUAACCGGUUCGAAGCUGUACACAAAGCUGACGAGAAACAGGGUAGUUUGAUAAAUGAUGCGCUCGAGAGGAACAAUCAAAUGCAAGAAAUUUCUCGGUUUUUGCACUUUUACACAAGGUUCCGAAAUCAUGAAAACAGCCAAAGACUGGAGGAGCCUCUGCUGACCAGCGUAAAGCAAAAGAUGGAAGUGCUAGCAAGCAGUUUGGGUAUAAAAAAAGAAGAAGCUGUGGAAAAGAAUACAAAAUUCAUUGAAGACGGUGUGAGAGAAUUACUUAAAGCCAGACGAGUGCUUUGUGGGUCUUACGUGUAUGGUUACUAUUUGGAAGACGACGGCUACAAUAAGAGCAUAUUCGAAUUCAUGCAGAAUGAACUUGAAGAAGUGACGGAGAAAUUAAGCGAAAUGAUUGCCAGACCGUAUUUACGCACUCCAAAGGCCGUCAUAAUUCAGACAUCAGCGUUGGCCAGGAGAAAACGCCACGAAUUUAUGAGGGCCGUUGCUCAGGGUCUCAUACCACCCGAAACACCACCAAUGCAACGGAAAAGAAAACGGAGGUGCAUGGACGCAAAUGCCCUCCAAACGAGCGCAUGGCUGAAAGAUUGCGAAUGGCCCGACUACGAUACAGAUGAGGAAACUGACUUGAGCGUGACAUUGAAGAAACUUAUAAGGUCUCCGGUAAAGGAACACGAAUGUGGUUUACUAUGUAGCAGCCAAGGGUGCACUGGCAGAGCAGACUAUAAUGUGGAACUCGUCAUAGCUUUGGAAAUGUCUAGACUGCAAAUGAUCGAAGAUAGAAUGAAACAGGCCGAAGCCAAUGCCAACACCGCCAGCAUCGUGGUCACACCCGUCCCGAGCUCCAGCAUAUCGAACAACAGCAACGAGAGCUCCGACGACCAGCUAAAGCUAGCCAUAUAUUUGUCGCUGCAGGAAUCGGCAACGGUUUUAAGCAAACGCGUGCAGCAGCAGGAGGGUGAGGAAUCGCAGCAAAAUUACCAGAAGAGCAACGCAGACAUAACAGUGGAUUAUUUCCUGAAGUCUUUAGCCAACCAUAAGAUCGACUUGCAAGCGUUGGACAGAUUUGGCGACCCCGAGAAGGAUAUUCUGUUCCGACCCUGUAAAGGUUACGAAGAUGGUCGGUUUAAGAUAUCAGAUAUUCACGAAAACGGAUUUUUAUUUGGCGACGAGGAAUACGACGACACAUCAGUGCUCAAACGAUGCCACUCCACUGGAGAUCUCGUGACUCGACGUAAUCGGAGAGGGGCAAAAAUGAGGAUGAAUGGAAGCGACGAACCUAGGUAUCAUCUUGAUUCAGACCAUAGCAGUCAGCACGACGAGAAGCCCGAAGAUAUGGUCAGAAGAUUUUUAGCACUGCCAUCUACAUCGAUACGUACAAAACAGUUUCUUUUAAUGCAGCACGCUCAUCCAGAGGAAGAGUCGAUCCAGAGACAGAGUUCCAUCGAGGAUACCACAACGUCCGAUUCGAUGAAUGCUGACUUGGAAAUUUGCGGCAUUUUAAAUUCCGUUACCGAUGAAGAUUUAGGAAAUAAGACUUACGACGAGGAAAUCAAAAAGACUGACCCAAUAGCCAAAGAAAGCGAGUUUAAGAAACACAGCCACAAUCCGUUUGCUAGUCUUAAGGCAAAAUUCUGUUCUGCUCAUUUACCAAAAUCCAGUUACCUAACCAGAAUUGCAGUUAAUAAAAGUAUAGAAUUAAUAAAUGAUGAUGAAAAAUCGCAACCACACGACCGUGAAUGGAAUAGCAAAAAGGAAGAGACCUCCAAAAGAUGUGCCGAGAGCGAAUGUAGAUGUGAGAAGCACAGCCCGAAUAAACGCCAAAAUUCCAAGCAAAGCAAUUGUUCGAAGUCCACAGGAUUUUUGGUUGACGACAAGAAAAGAAAUGAUAAAGGCUUAUCUUCUCAUCUUAGGAUCAAAAUCUGCAAUAGUCCGCAGCAUUUAAAAGGCGGUAAGGGAUUGGAGACUGACAGCUCGAAUGAAUACGAGAGCGAGACUGGCAUCCCCAAAUCGCCCACGCUGUUUAUUUCAGGGGUUUCGAUAUCGCGUACUCCGGAACCCAAAACUCCAGGUUUCAGUUUAUCCCAGAAUAAUGGCGGGAGGCAAUCUCGCUCAUCGAGUUUAAGCGUUCCUGUCCCGUUGAAUUCGUGCUCUCUCAGCGUAUCGAGCAGCAGCUUGAACACCUGUAACAACAGCACCACCUUACCUCCCGAGCCGUUUACGCCGUCACUGGUACGAUCCACCACUCCAUCUACCUCCAGGUCGAAUCUAACAACGCCCCAUGGUAGUCCGUCGAAAUCGCUUAAAGACGAUGGAAAAUCGAAAAGCGCCAGCGAACCAGAAAGGGAAAGAGAGAUAUUUAGAUUUCCAAAAUCUUCAACCGAUGGCGCGCUAAGUUCGGUCCUACAUGUGCAGGAGUCGAAUCUUAGCUCAGACGAUUUUCACGAAGCCUUGUUUCUAUUGGAGCGAUCUCCGAAAACCAGAGAUUCCAAGCGAAGGAAGAAAUCGAAGAAGAAAGAGAAGGACGACAAGAAGGAAAAAGAAAAGGAAGACGUUAGCUCAGUUUUAUAAUUGUUAUAAUGAACUGUGUGUAGUACGUAGUUCAUAAUCGGGUUUUUGGUUUCUAGAGUUUCGUUUUUUCAAAGAGGAUCGUUUUUGUAGUUUUAACUGCGACGAUUAGGCAAUUUACGUUUUCUUCACUUUUCUAAAAAUUUUUGCGUUACUUACGUUAUUUUUUAAACAACAAUAGCUAAUUAAAAUUUUGUUUCAAGAUUGAAAAAUGGAAUUAUUUGGAGCACAAUUGCAAAUCUUUGAAAAAGCAAGAGGAAUUCCCAAUGAAAGAAGUUGUACUGGGUAAACCAAUAACUCCUUUUCAGAAAAUUGUUUUAACGAGUAUCGAAAAACAUACAUUUUCAAAAUAUUUUCAAUUAGAGGAGGUGUCGUGGAAAAGCUUGGCAAUAGAGAAAUAUAAUUUUUUUAAUGAAAUCCUCUAUAUAUUUUUGAUAAAUCUGUUGAUAAAUCAGCCAUCAAAAAAUGAAUGAAAAGAGAAUCGCUGCAGCAAUGGAAAGACAUACCAGAACAAUGAUAGACAGUACAGCCUACAGGGUAAAGCACUAACUCCUUUAGCACAAUUUCGGAAAAAUGUUUUAACGAAUUUGGCUUAUUGUGGGGUUGAUAGAACCACCAACGAUGAGAUUCUUCGCAGAAUGGACAAGGAAUGCGAAAUCUUAAACAUCGUAAAGCAGCGGAGACUGGAGUACUUAGGCCACAUUAUGCGAACAGCGAUAUGGUCUGUUGCAGCUUAUUCUGCAGGGUGAGGUCUUUGGAAAAAGAGGUCCAGGACGGAGGAGAAUCUCAUGGCUCCACAAUCUGAGAAAAUGGUUCUCUCUUACAACCACAGGACUUUUCAAAGCAACAGUCGACAAGAUUAGAAUAGCCAUGCUAAUAGCCAACAUUCGAAACGAAUAAGCACCUUAAGAAGUAGAAGGCAUAUUGUCGAAAAACAUACAUUUUCAAUUAUACGAGCUUGGCAAUACAAAAAUAUAUUUUUUAAUGGAAUCCUCUAUAUAUAUUUAAAUAUUAUGAUUCCUACAAAAUCUGUUGAUGGAUCAGCCAUCAAAAAAUGAAUGGAAAGAAAAUCGCGGCAGGGGUUAACAGAGAUGAUAGGAUAAAGACAGACCUGUUACAAAAUAAGGAUCAGAAGAAUAAUGAGGUGAGACGUCUAAGCCUUGUGGGACUGUAGGAAUACACUCAAUUCAAAUUCUUUCAGGAAGAGAAGGAAUCAGAAGAACAUAUAAUAUGCCAAUAUGGCAGACCCUUUCAUAGUGCAUUUGCAAUUACAGGACGCAACUGAACCAGAGGACUCUUAUCAAAGCUCUGAGCUCUAAUCAGAGAAACGAACCUAAAUAAAGCUGUAUAGCUAUGGAGAAACAAGAGUGGAAAAGGCAUUUUGAAAACCUGCAGAGGGGAGGCGCAACAAAUACUCUACAACGGAGAACAACACAACUUUGACAUAAAUAAGGAAACAGUAAGAAGUAUUUCAAUAUCCAUUAAAAAUCGCAAAAGCGCUGGGCGCGAUGAAAUCACAAAUAAAAUACUAAAGUAUUGGCGGAAAGACUACGAAAAGGAAUAGCAGCACUCUUCAACUGGCUGAAAAAUUCCCAAUUAUUGAAAAACCAUCAUAACAAUUCUCAUAUUAAAAAAAGGGCUACAAAGGUCCUCAGAAGACUGGUUGGCACACCAUUAAAUAGCACAUUUGAAAGUUUUACAAAAGUGUUGACUAAAGAAAGAGAAAAAAACAUUCAAUUAAGAAAGAAACAUUAAUUUGUGGGAAAAACUGCUCCACUACUGAUGCAAUCGUCAUGCUAAAACUCCCGCCUAUGUUUCCUUUGUGGAUAUAAUUAUAAUUAACUGUUGAACCAACUUAAGAGUAGGACAGUUACUAACUAAGCCAUACUUUGUCAAUGUAGUAAUUAUAAUUACAUAAAUGCUGUCAAAGACAUUACGAUAUAGAAUGAGAGAAAUCCAUUUUCAUAUAGUGUGCUAUGUGGAUGACGCUGAUUAAGAGGAUAGAUUUAAGGAGCGAUGGAAAUUUGAAAAGCACAAUCAUGAAUCGUUUUCGUAUUUCUGGAUGCCUUGAAGUAAUUAUACGGAGGAGUAUUUAAAUCAAAUCAUGGGCAUAAUGGAAAUGAAAACUGUUAGGUCCAUGUUAGGAAAAAUACAACGGAGGGAAAAAGUGGACUCCUAGAUAUGACAAAAAUAGGUUAGAAUAAGAAAGUUCUGGAAUAAACACGUAAACAAAAUGAACGACUAUAGAGUGCCAAAAUAUAUAAAGAACAAUAUAUCAGUCGAAAAAAUAUCUAGAGGAGGACUGCCAAUGAGGUGGAAAGAAGAAGUAGUUGGGCAUUUAGGUCAGUCUUGUACUUUUUUUCAUUUUAUUAUUUAUUUUAUUAUAUGUAUGUUGAAAAUAAAAAACUCUGAAGGCGAUGAAAAAUUACAGCUAAAGGAGAAACACCGAUGGCAGAUGCGGCUCGAGAUGGCUUGAAGGAAGAUGAUGAACUUAGCAACACUUAGUGUUUCUACGCGUGUUGGGCAUCCACAAUCUAAGCCCAGGUAAAGCACGCAUGGCAUGAGAUUGAGACAGAUCCUUGCAAAAACAUCAACAUUGAUUUUAUACAGCGACCAAUGCGGGAGUCAAAAUGGCAAUAUAAAAGUUGCAUCAAUUUGUACAUACGCGAUGGUUUCCAAUGAUUUUUUCCCUUUUUGCUUCCAGCCACUCGUACUCGCCGUGCCACAGAGACUUUGAACUGAUCGGAAAACAAAAUUGAUUCUACCAGGACAUUUUUUUGCCUGCGUGAAAGUUAUUUUGAUUGCCAAGGAAACUAACAAAUUUCAAAUGCUAAAAAUGAAAUCUGAACACUUUAAAAGUGCCUGUAGGUUAGAAUCUAGUUCACUCCUUUGUGUAAACAAGUUGGACAGACCUUUCCAAUCUUUAGCACAGCUUUCCAGUAAUUUGUAAAGUUGGUGUCAAACACAACACCCAGAUCUCUCACACCUCUCCAAGGAGACAUCGUUAAGUGUAUAGUUGAACAACAACUAAUAAUUCAAUAAAAAGAUAGAACUUUGCAUUUAGCAAUAUUAAGUUUUAGAGAGUUAUCACAGCACCAUUGAUUUACCAUGAGUAAUGCGUUUUAUAACCUCUUUCAAUAAUUCUGGUUGGUGAUAUCCAGAAAGAUGUUUAGGUCAUCCACAAAUUACUGAAGAUGAUGAUAUUGGCCUGGAAACGGAUGAAUAAGAUACCCAAGUGAACUGUUCAUUAAAAAUGAAAAUAGUUUUGGUCAAUAUAUUUUCUACCAUAAGACGUAUAGAUUGUACUGUACGUAUUUCACUAUCUACAGUUUAGUAAUAAAUAAAGUGGUAAAUAUUAAACAGAGGAAAUGGUUUAACAUUGUGCUUUCUUUUUUAAUUGCAUAUGUCUUAAAAGUUUUGCGCUUGCACCACUACGCUUCUAAGCAAGUCGCUUGUCUUUCAGUUUCAUCCAGACUCGUUAAAACAACUUUUGAAAAUUGGGCUAAAUAAGCGAGACAUUGUGUCUUUUCAGUCUGUUAGGCCACCGUUUAUGUAUAAAAUUCAGUUUGCCAAUACUCAUAGUAGGUACAUUAAUCAAACAAAUUUAGGCCCCUUAUUUUUUGGACCAGUUACCAGUUACCUUUAUAGUAUCUCCAAAACACUUUGAAAAUCGUUAUGUGUAAGAUUUUAACAAUUGGAAACAAUAAUGUAAAUUACGGAAAACGAAACUUUACUUUUCCCGAAAACUAGCGAAGAAAAAAAUCUUGUUAUCUGUGUAUAAGAAGACUGUCGAUAUAUGAAACUUAUUGUGAAAAACUAUCGAAAUGUAUUUAAAUAAUAAUACGCGUAAAUGUGAUAAAUUUUAUAAGGAUGAACAUUGAAACAGUGACCAAACCAAUUCGUUUACUGUAUAACGAUAUUCUUGUAUAGUUUGUUAUUUUCCUAGACCGUGAUUUUCUAAAAUUAUACUUGUAAGGGCGCGAUCGUAAGUUCGUAGCUUCCUUUGAUCGGUCGACAAUGAAAGGAUUUCUGGUGCUUCCACAAACAGGGUCGAUGACGGAAAAUCUGUGAUUAUUUAAAACUCGAGUUGUGUUACGAACUUAGCGAAGCGGGAGCCCUAAUCAUCGGUGGAUACUAUACUUACGCUGAUUUUUUAAGCUUUGCAGUUGCGCCACCAUUCAUUCCCUAAUUUCGAAACGCCCAUUUAUAAAGUCCAAUAUUGCGAGAACGGGAUUGCGAAAAUGUAACCUAAAAUUCUAUGAAUUCUCGAGUCCAAAGAAACAAAAAGUAAGAGCUAGGAUCGCGUGGUAUAAAACAAUGCAUUAAACAAAAUUUGCGUAACACGCUUAGUCUCCUGGCUACAAGAGGAUAUUGAAAAUAGGUUCGUCUUAUAUUUCAGUGGUCUGACAAUUUAUUUUUGCCAUGGUAAGCGGUAAAAUCAAAUACUAAACUAUGGUUCGUUUUACAUGUUAGA